CAGAAAAUGACAAAACAUUAGGGUCUCUCCCCGACAUCCUCCUUUGUGUGUUUGCAGUCCCCUCCCUUAUGUUUUGAUCGUCAUAUCCCCCUGAUCCUAGAGGAAUGUCGGAGCUGUAUGUUUUAAAAAUAGCACCGACUCCUCUCUGUACUGACAGUCUGCGCGGCUAACUCUCGCAGCACUGUGGAGCGACAAACAGGAAUGCGAAGAUGGCUACAGAUCUGGGAGAACUCCUGGUCCCGUACAUGCCCACCAUCAGAGUGCCAAGAACAGGAGACAGAGUGUUCAAGAGUGAAUGUGCCUUUUCCUACGAUUCUCCUGAGUCGGAGGGAGGCCUGUAUGUGUGUCUGAACACAUUCCUGGGCUUUGGCAGAGAACACGUGGAGAGGCAUUACCGCAAGACUGGACAGAGUGUUUACAUGCAUCUCAAACGCACGGUCAAGGAGAAGGCCACAGGUGCAGCUGGAGGAACCGUGCCCAGGAGGAGAAACGGAAAAGUAUUUUUAGAUUUAGAGCUCAGCCGUGAUUUUAACGGAGAGGAAUAUGAAUGUGAAGAUGAGGCCAAGCUUGUCAUAUUCCCAGACCACUACGAAAUCCCCUUACCUAAUAUCGAGGAGCUCCCAGCUCUGGUGACAAUAGCGUGUGAUGCGGUGCUGAACGCGGCCUCGGCGUAUAAGAAGCAGGAGCCGGUCUCCUGGGAGGAGGAGCUUCAGGUGUCCAGACACGCACGCAGCCUCCGACAGCAGGACAACGGGGUUCGCAUCCCCCCCAGUGGCUGGAAGUGUUCUAAGUGUGAGAUGCGGGAGAACCUAUGGCUGAACCUCACAGACGGUUCCGUGCUGUGUGGGAAGUGGUUCUUCGACGGCAGCGGAGGGAACGGCCAUGCUCUGGAAAACUACCGGGAGACCAACUUCCCCCUGGCCGUCAAACUGGACACCAUCACACCAGACGGAGCAGAUAUUUACUCGUUUGAGGAGGAGGAGGCUGUGCUGGACCCACAAAUCUCAGACCACCUGUCACACUUUGGGAUAGACAUGCUCAAGAUGAACAAGACAGAGAACAGGCACACAGAUAACCUUGUGCAGCGGCGAGUCAGUGAGUGGGAGGUGAUCCAGGAGGCGGGGCAGAAGCUCAAGGCAGUGUACGGUUCCGGCUACACUGGCAUCAAGAACCUGGGGAACAGCGCUUACAUCAGCACCACCAUGCAGGUCCUCUUCAGUGUCCCAGAGUUCCAGAGAGCAUACGUAGGGAGUCUGCAGAGGAUCUUUGACUACUCUCCUCUGGAUCCCUCACAGGACUUUGGCACACAGAUGGCUAAACUAGGUCACGGUCUUCUCUCAGGACUGUACGCAAAACCACCAAUGAAAUCUGAGCUCAUUGAACAGGUGAUGAAAGAAGAAUACAAGAAGCAGCAGGCCGGCAUCUCUCCGCGGAUGUUUAAGUCGCUGGUGAGCCGAGACCACCCUGAGUUCUCCUCCAACAGACAGCAGGACGCACAGGAGUUCCUCCUGCACCUCAUCAACCUCAUUGAGAGGAACAGCGCGGGCUCAGAAAACCCGAGCGAUGUGUUUCGUUACCUGGUUGAGGAGCGAGUGCAGUGUUGUCAGACGCGAAAGGUUCGCUACACACAGCGCGUCGACUACCUCGUUCAACUCCCCGCCCCCAUCGAGGCCGCAUCCAAUCGAGAGGAGCUGAUAGCAUAUGAUGCCAAGCGUAGGGAGGCAGAGGAGACCAUGGGUGCACCCCCUGAGCCGGUCCGGGCGCGGAUCCCCUUCACCGCCUGCCUGCAGGCCUUGACCGAGCCGCAGAACGUUCAGGACUUCUGGAGCUCCGCCCUACAGGCCAAAUCAGCAGGAGUGAAGACGUGCCGCUUCGCCACGUUCCCAGAGUACCUCAUCGUUCCGAUCAAGAAGUUCACCUUUGGAGUCGACUGGGUCCCAAAGAAGCUCGACGUCGCCAUAGAUGUGCCAGACUUCCUGGAUCUGAACCGUCUGCGUGCGACGGGUCUGCAGAGUGGAGAGGAGGAGCUUCCUGACCUCACGCCACCAAUAGUCAGUCCCGAAGACACCAGAGACAACUCCAUGAGCAACUCCACAGACUCUCCAGAGAUAGAUGAGUCUUCGGUGAUGCAGCUGGCGGAGAUGGGCUUUCCUCUGGAGGCGUGUCGAAAGGCUGUCUACUACACGGGAAAUAUGGGCGCAGAGAUGGCCUUCAACUGGCUCAUAGCACACAUGGAGGAGCCCGAUUUUGCGGAGCCGCUGGCGGUCCCCUCGUUCUUAGAGCCGGACCCCAUCAGCGAACCUGUGGCGUCUGCACUGGACAACCAGCCUCCCGAGGAGAGCAUCUCCAUCCUCACCUCCAUGGGGUUCCCACGGCAACACACCAUCAGAGCCCUCAGGACCACGAACAACAACCUGGAACGCGCUCUGGACUGGAUCUUCACACACCCCGAGAGCGAGGAGGAGCCAGAGGAGGUGUCUGACCUGGCCAACGCCCAGCACAAUGACCACGGCCCCCCCAUCACCAACGGCAACAGUGACUCCACCCUCUCCCCCGACACAGACGCAUCAGGCCCACGAGUCAGAGACGGACCUGGCCGAUAUGAGCUGUUUGCAUUCAUUAGUCAUAUGGGCGAGUCCACCAUGUCGGGUCACUACGUGUGCCACAUCAAGAAGGAGGGCAGGUGGGUGAUCUAUAAUGACCAGAAAGUGAGUCUGUCUGAGCGGCCUCCUAAGGACCUGGGCUACAUCUACUUCUAUCACCGGCUCUCCAGUUGCUAGACCCCACCCCCCACCCCCCCUCGCCAGUGCACCCACCCCCCACCCCCACCCCACCACGCACAGGUUCACUGUCUCCAUGAAGGCCAAGGCACAGGGGCAAAGACACAUCCGGGGGCACCAGGGGCAGGAGUUUUAACCUCCCACCUGCAAACCAGCAGAGUGACUGAAACCACAUUGGCAUGGUCAAAAAGAGUGUGUGUGUGUGCGUGCGUCUGUCUGUGUGUGUGUUUGUGUGUGUAUGAGGCGUCAGAUGUGUACUGUGACUCAUAUCAGGGUGUAUUUCUAUCUCUGUCUGCCUUGAGCUCACGGUGCCAGUGUUUAAACUGCCCCUCUAAUAAAGGGUAAAUAGCCACUGCCAGCCUGCAAAUGCCCCCAGUCACCCUCUGCCCUCAGUACACUCACACACCCCACCUGCCUGCGGUACACACACACACACACACACACACACACACACACACACACACACACACACACACAGAGUCAGACCUGGGUUUCAGUUUGAUUGGCAGGUGACCCCACAUACGGAUGUUCAGCACUAGUCCUGUGUGGAGGACAGUAGGUGAGUGGUUACCAUGGAGAUGGCCAAUCAGAUUCCAAGACCAGCAUGGCUCUCCCCAGCAGGUGGGCCUGACGGUGGCUUUGAAGGCUUUAUGUAACACCCUCUCCAAUAGCACUCUUGACGUCAGGAGGCUCAGUGUGGUGCACACACACACUCACACACACACACACACACACACACACACACUCAAACACUCACACACACACACACAC
Molecule: messenger RNA, 3551 nt
Organism: Clupea harengus (Atlantic herring)
Lineage: Eukaryota; Metazoa; Chordata; Actinopteri; Clupeiformes; Clupeidae
Gene: usp13
Product: ubiquitin specific peptidase 13
Biological process (GO): protein deubiquitination
Molecular function (GO): zinc ion binding; cysteine-type deubiquitinase activity; protein binding
Source: RefSeq, a predicted model, not a curated record